Asterias rubens (European starfish) is the source of this 3747-nucleotide messenger RNA. Its product is annotated as recombining binding protein suppressor of hairless-like. NCBI's taxonomy places the organism in Eukaryota, Metazoa, Echinodermata, Asteroidea, Forcipulatida, Asteriidae. Gene Ontology annotation, biological process: regulation of transcription by RNA polymerase II. The record is from RefSeq and is a predicted model, not a curated record. Gene Ontology annotation, molecular function: RNA polymerase II cis-regulatory region sequence-specific DNA binding; DNA-binding transcription activator activity, RNA polymerase II-specific. Bases 1656 to 3269 code for a protein of 537 amino acids. Gene Ontology annotation, cellular component: nucleus. The transcript has 10 exons.
UGUUGGGAACUCCGUGAACAAAACCCGCUGGUGUAUUGUCGGGAUCACUGUAUUGUUGUCUGCCUGUGUUUAGGCUACUGUACAUGUAGUACAUAGUACAUGUGGACCUGGAUGAGUGUUUGGGCUAGUUAGACUCGGCCAACUGUAACCAGUGAGACUACACAGUAGUACAACGUGUUUCUUCGUUUGGUGAUAUUUUAGACAAUCACAUCUCUGCGUGUGUGGAAACAACUAUUAGACUCAACUUCACCUCUUGGUUCAAGCUGUGUAGACGCUUGCAGUGUUCUGUGUUUGGACCAUUAGAUACCAGCUAGAUUGAGCCAACUGAGACCGGUAAACCUCCACGCUGCAACAUCUUUUUUCAGUUACGGAUAUUUUAGGCAAUCACAUCUUUGUGAGUGUGUGUGUGGAAAAAAUACUGAACUGCGCUUUCCAUUCAGUAAACCUCCACGCUGCAACAUCUUUUUUCAGUUACGGAUAUUUUAGGCAAUCACAUCUUUGUGAGUGUGUGUGUGGAAAAAAUACUGAACUGCGCUUUCCAUUCAGUAAACCUCCACGCUGCAACAUCUUUUUUCAGUUACUGAUAUUUUAGGCAAUCGCAUCUCUCUGCCGGUGUAUGGUUUCUUUGCGUGUUUCUGGUUGGCUACUGCAGCAUCAGCCAACUGUAACCAGUAAUACUCCACAGUCGUGCAACGUCUUUCUUCAGUAACUGAUAUUUUAGACAACCACAUGUGUGUGUGUGUGUGUAAAAAAAAUUCUAAAGAACUGAACUGCACUCUCGAUUCGGUAACCCGUAAAAACCUCCGUGCUGCAACGUCUUUCAUAAGUUACUGAUAUUUUAGAGAAAACGCAUUUCUCGGUGUUUGGACAAAAUUUCUAAAGAACUGAACUUAACUGCUCCCUCAAUUUCUGCAUCUGAUGCUCAGUACACUCUGUGCAGACGCUUUGCAGUGUUUUCUGUGUUUGGGCGAAUCGACACCAGCUGUAAAACUGUCUUCACUUUUCUCUGUUAGAAUUUUAAAACUCAUUCUGCAAGCAAGCCGCGUGUCCGUUGUUGCAGAGAAUUUUCUCUUAAACGUGAAGCACCAGCUUUCAUCACUGGGUGAUCUGACGAGUGCGCCAAAUGAAAAUCAACCUUGGAGUUUAAUUUUGAAGUCUGGAGUUUUAACGUUGUUUUGCACCGGUGUUGCUCUGAAAGUGAAUGCAACACAUUUCAGUUAGGUCAGCGCUGAUAAUUUUGUUUGACUUAAAAUCCUCCUCCUAGCAGAUUGUUUUCUAGCGCUUUUGUGAAAGUUAACUUUAGGAGGAAGGCUUUGGACAACUACCUUUAGGGAUACGUCUUACAAGUCUAACUUCAAACACUGAGUGUGGCUGGUUUUUCUGUUGGAUUUUUAUGAGAGUCUAAGAAACCAUUUUGGAAAUCUGUGAAGUUAUCAACGGGAACUCAAAAGUGUCCGGUGCAUUGUUAUCUUUGAGAUCUAGACAACCCAAUACGAUCUCCUGAUUUCUACGUACUUUUGUGCAUAUUUAUCGCACAUCUGUCCUGACAAUUUGUCGUAAAACUACGAGUGACUCUCCUCCUCACUUGCUAUUUGAAGCUGCUUCAUUGAUGUUUGCUACGCUUUUGUUGUGAGCGGAAUCGUAACGGAACCGAAAUGAAGGGCGCCUACAUUCAAGCUGAGGCUAUGGCCUAUCAGAACAUCUUCAACUUUGAGGAAUUUGGUCUCGGAUAUAGUCAUGAAGAUUCCACAUCUCAAGCCAUGCCAGUACCCCAAGGCCCCAACGACAAACUCAUGAGUAAUGACCUUGUCACCAUGGUAACGACCUCAUCCCCACUCAGCAUCAGUACCAUGGCAACCACGGUGCACACCCCUCCCAGUCCAGCACCUAGCCCGUCCCCUCCGGCGAUCGCCAACACGGGGACGAAUCCGGACGAAAGUGUGAUUCCAAAUGGAAGGAAUGAUAAGAGGUUAACCAAAGAGGCAAUGGGACAGUACUUAAGAGAUAGGUGUCAUCAAACAGUGGUCAUACAACACGCUAAAGUCGCACAGAAAUCAUACGGAACAGAAAAGAGGUUCUUCUGUCCUCCACCGUGUAUCUACCUUCUUGAUCCGGGCUGGAGACGCAAACGGGAGCAGAUGCAGGGAGACGGUGAGACGGAGGCUGGAUCCCAGGUCUGUGCCUUCAUGGGCAUCGGAAACAGCGAUCAAGAUAUGCAGCAACUAAACCUGGAAGGCAAGGAUUACUGCGCCGCCAAGACGCUUUACAUCUCAGACUCCGAUAAGAGGAAACAUUUCCUUCUGUCCGUCAAGAUGUUCUACGGCAGCGGAGAGGACAUCGGAGUCUUCAACAGCAAACGAAUCAAAGUCAUUUCCAAACCCUCAAAGAAGAAACAGUCACUCAAAAAUGCCGAUUUAUGCAUUCAUUCAGGGUCAACGGUGGCGCUGUUCAACCGGCUGCGAUCGCAGACAGUCAGUACCAGAUAUCUUCACGUUGAGAACAAUAAUUUCCAUGCCAGCUCUCAGCAGUGGGGAGCAUUCACAAUACACUUACUGGAUGAUGAGGAAUCAGAAAGUGAGGAGUUUACGGUGCGAGACGGCUACAUCCACUACGGGUCAACAGUCAAACUGGUGGACAUAAUAACUGGAAUGGCUCUCCCUAGAUUGAUCAUCAGAAAAGUGGACAAGCAGACAGCUUUACUGGACGCCGAUGAUCCCGUCUCACAACUCCAUAAAUGUGCCUUCUACAUGAAAGAUACCGAGAGAAUGUACCUCUGUCUAUCACAAGAAAGGAUCAUCCAGUUCCAGGCCACACCUUGCCCUAAAGAAACCGACAAAGAAAUCAUCAACGAUGGUGCUUCCUGGACCAUCAUCAGCACCGACAAAGCCGAGUACAGUUUCUACGAAGGGAUGGGACCGGUCAAGGCACCGGUCACACCGGUACCUGUGGUGAUUGACCUCCAGCUGAAUGGGGGUGGUGACGUGGCCAUGUUGGAACUGACCGGUGAAAACUUCACGCCGAACUUGAAGGUGUGGUUUGGAGAUGUUGAGGCGGAGACUAUGUACAGGUGUGCCGAGUACAUGCUUUGUGUGGUCCCAGACAUUUCAGCGUUCCGUGGUGAAUGGAGGUGGGUGAGGAGGCCAACCCAAGUACCAGUCACACUAGUACGCAACGACGGCAUCAUCUACCCCACUGGUCUCACCUUCACAUACACCCCAGAACCCGGCCCCCGACCCAUCAAUGGACUCUCCGAUGGAAUGAUCCAUUAGCCUCGCGGGGUUGUUUCUGUGAAACUUGCCCUCUUUUGACUCGGACAAGUAAAACAAAAACAAAAACUAUGAAAGAAACUCGGGACCAAAUAACUGACAACCCAUCUUGCAUUAUGGAUGUUGAUCAAGAGGGGUGUCGACAUGCUUGAUCUGCGGAGGGCUGCAUGUUAAAGCGCCAUGAGCACUUUUAGUGGAUACCGGCGCUAUAGAAGACGUCAUUAUAAUGUUUAUACAGUGCCUCACUGGAACCCUUCAUUUUGAAAGAGGGGUGUUUCACCAUUUUGUGCCAACGAGAAAGCCCUGGUUGUACAAUGUAUAUUCCUGAUGCAGUAAAAAUAUGCCUUUAGAAAAUGAUGCUGUUGGAGAUUUUAAGGAAAACUGUCUUGAUGCUUCGUCUCUACACCAGAGACCAAUUUUAAAGAGCUGCUAAGCACAAAAAUUUGCUUAGCACAAAUUUCUUCCUUGGUAAAAACAGGAU